AUCAAACUCGCCUUCAGUGUGUGAUAGAAUAAACUACAAUCAGUCGACUACGAACCGAACAGUGUAAACUUGAACCUCCACGAGACCUCCCAGAAGCACCCCAGAAUGCCUCAGAAAAUCGACUCGCCCCUACGUUCCGUAACCGACGAGGUACCUCUAGUAUCGGCACGCGACAAAUUCACUCUUGUCGUUCUCGGAGCUUCGAAAGUUGGCAAAACUACCAUAGUACAGCAAUUCCUGUACGGGAACCCGCCAGAAAAAUACGUGCCGACCGUGGAAGAGUUUCAUCAAGGAGAGCUGGAAUUCGAUGGAACUUCAGUGACGCUAGACAUUAUCGACACGUCGGGGGCCAUGGAGUUUCCGGCUCAGCUGAAGGUCAACAUACAGAAAGCGGACGCAUUCCUGCUCGUAUUCUCCUACAACAAUCAGGAAUCCUUCGAACAAGCGGCGCGACUACGAGAUCUCAUACUGAAGCUCAACAAUAAGGAUCCGAAAAUCGUCGUCGUCGGCAACAAGGGCGAUCUUCUACAUGACGCUCCGGAACGCUGUGCCAUAAGUCGCGAACUAGCCGAGUCGCUCGCAGUCAUAGACUGGGAGGUGGGAUUCGUCGAUUGCUGCGCCAAGGAAAAUCGGAACGUUUUAGAAAUCUUCAAUCGAUUACUUGCACUAUGCGGCCUGCCCUACGAACUACCCGAGAAACCGAAGAAGUCCAAACUGCGUAAGACAUCACUCCCGUCGUUCGUGGCGAAUCCAUCCGAUCCCAAAGUCUCGGGGAGACGGCAUAACUCCUGCAAUGUCUCCUGA
Molecule: messenger RNA, 804 nt
Organism: Galendromus occidentalis (western predatory mite)
Lineage: Eukaryota; Metazoa; Arthropoda; Arachnida; Mesostigmata; Phytoseiidae
Product: ras-related protein Rap-2a
Exons: 4
Coding region: 106-804 (232 amino acids)
Molecular function (GO): GTPase activity; GTP binding
Source: RefSeq, a predicted model, not a curated record